Molecule: messenger RNA, 962 nt
Organism: Actinia tenebrosa (Australian red waratah sea anemone)
Lineage: Eukaryota; Metazoa; Cnidaria; Anthozoa; Actiniaria; Actiniidae
Product: ribosome biogenesis protein NSA2 homolog
Source: RefSeq, a predicted model, not a curated record
GUCUUUUUAACAUGGCGGACGAAACACGACUGGAACAAGGUUAAAGACUAGACAACAAAACAAGCAUUUACAAAACAAGGAAGAGUUAUUUAAUAGUUACUAACCAAAAGAAAUAAAACUGCAAUCAUGCCACAAAACGAACAUAUAGAACAAUCCAGGAAACGUCAUGGAUAUCGGCUCGAUCAUUUUGAGCGAAAGCGAAAAAAGGAAGCUCGUCAACCACACGAACAGGCUGAGCAGGCCAAGAAACUUCACGGUCUAAAGGCCAAGCUUUACAACAAGAAGAGACAUGCUGAGAAAGUUCAGAUGAAGAAAACCCUCAAAAUGCACCAGGAAAAACGAACCAAAACAAGGAAUAAUGAGAAAGUACCCGAGGGUGCUGUUCCAGCAUAUCUACUGGAUAGAGAAGGGCAAUCAAGAGCUAAAGUGUUGAGUAAUAUGGUCAAACAGAAGAGAAAAGAAAAAGCUGGAAAAUGGAAUGUUCCUCUACCAAAAGUACGAGCUGUUGGUGAAGCUGAAGUUUUCAAGGUUGUUAAAACUGGGAAGACAAGAAAGAAAGGAUGGAAGAGAAUGGUAACAAAGGCAUGUUAUGUUGGUGAAGGAUUUACYAGAAAACCUCCAAAGUUUGAAAGAUUCAUUCGACCAAUGGGAUUGAGAUAUAACAAAGCACAUGUGACUCAUCCAGAGCUGAAAGCCACAUUUCAUUUACCAAUCAUUGGAGUAAAGAAGAAUCCACAGUCUUCACUUUACACUCAACUAGGAGUAAUGACUAAAGGAACUGUCAUUGAGGUAAACGUUAGUGAACUUGGUCUAGUAACACAGGGUGGUAAAGUAGUAUGGGGUAAAUAUGCACAAGUUACCAAUAAUCCAGAAAACGAUGGAUGUAUUAAUGCAGUUUUACUUGUCUAGUUAUAACUUUUCCAAUUCAAAUAUCUGUAAAUAAAACCCGGAUUCUCAAUUUA